This is a messenger RNA of Phalacrocorax carbo (great cormorant), 6507 nucleotides long. NCBI's taxonomy places the organism in Eukaryota, Metazoa, Chordata, Aves, Suliformes, Phalacrocoracidae. The record is from RefSeq and is a predicted model, not a curated record.
UGCAGCAGUAAUGGAACGAUGACUGACUUGGUAUGCAGCAACCCAACGCCACACACACCAUCUCUCCCACCCUGAAAGACUGAUUCAACAGAUGGAGCCUGGAGUCAUGGACUGGGCCCCCUCCAUUAUCGGCGUCUCUCCUGAAGGAAUGGAAAACUCGUCGGUGGCAUCGGCCUCCUCAGAGGCGGGGAGCAGCCGCUCUCAGGAGAUCGAGGAGCUGGAGCGUUUCAUUGACAGCUAUGUCCUGGAGUACCAGGUCCAGGGGCUGCUGAUGGAUAAAAUGGAGGGGGAUGGCGAGAGUGAGAAGACACAGUCCCAUGUGUCGCAGUGGACUGCGGAUUGUAGCGAGCAGCUUGAUGGCAGCUGUUCCCCAUCCCGAGGGAAGGGCUCAUUGUCUCAUGAACACAAUCAGAAUGGCAACAAAGAGAGCUCCCUUGAUAUGCUGGGCACAGACAUCUGGGCUGCCAACACCUUUGACUCCUUCAGUGGUGCGACGUGGGACUUGCAGCCUGAAAAACUAGAUUUCACCCAAUUUCACAGGAAGCUGCGAAACACCUCCAAACACCCAUUGCCUCAGAUAGACAGAGAAGGGCUUGGAAAAGGGAAAUAUGAGGAUGGUGACAGCAUCAACUUGAACGACAUAGAGAAAGUCCUUCCAGUGUGGCAGGGUUACCAUCCAUUGCCUCAUGAAGCUGAAAUCGCACACACCAAAAAACUGUUCAGAAGGAGGAGAAAUGACCGGAGGCGACAACAGAGGCUUCCCAGUGGGAACAAGUCUCAGCAGCACACAGAUCAUCAGCAAGUUGGCACCAAACACAACAGGGACCACCAGAAACUCUACCAAGGAGGCCAGGCCCCUCAUUCCUCAGGCAGGACAGGCCACCACGGCUACAGCCAGAACCGGAGAUGGUACCACAACCAGAAGCACUCGUCCAAUGACAAAGAAACACACAGAAAUGCCAAAGAGACUGAGAAUUUGAAAAUAGAGGACACCUCCAUCUCCACAGUGCAUAUUCCUGUGGAGAUGCACCAGGGCCCAGAGGCUGCGGCAAAGCAGUCUCAGAAGUACAUCCAGGAGUUGGAGACCAAGCGGAAAAACAGUAUUCAUGAGCGCAUUGGGGAAAGACCCAAGAUCAAUUUGCUUCAGUCUUCCAAAGACAGGCUGCAGAGGAGGCUAAAAGAAAAGAUGCCUUGUCUUUCCCUUUUCACGGACCAGGACGAAGUCACGGAGGAAACCACCAAUCCCAAAAAGAACAAAAUGGACAAAUUAAUUGAAAUCCUCAACAGCAUGAGGAACAACAGCAGCGACGUUGACUCCAAGCUCACCAACUUCAUGGAGGAGGCCCAGAACUGUACCAACUCUGAGGAGAUGCUGGGGGAGAUAGUCAAGACCAUCUACCAGAAAGCAGUGACGGACCGCAGCUUUGCUUCCACAGCAGCCAAGCUCUGUGACAAAAUGGCCCUCUUCAUGGUGGAAGGAACUAAAUUCCGGAGUCUGCUUCUCAACAUGUUGCAGAAGGAUUUCACCAUGCGGGAGGAGUUGCAGCAGCGGGACGUGGAACGCUGGCUGGGGUUCAUCACCUUUCUCUGUGAAGUCUUUGGCGCCAUGAGGAGCAGCACCGGAGAGCCCUUUCGAGUCCUUGUCUGCCCCAUUUAUACCUGCCUCAGGGAGUCGCGGUCCAUGCUCCCCAGGGGGAAUACCAGCAGGCAUCUCCUCGUGACCUACACGUUAGAUGAAAAGCAUACCUGUGGGCAGGGACUGCAGAGCAGUUACGAGGCUGGAGCUUCAUGCCCGAGGCUGUCUGGAUGUCCAUGCGUGUUGCCAACUGGAUGGAUGAACCUGAGAUGCCCAUCAGGGAGCUGGGGCAAGUGGCACAUGGGCUGCGGUCAGUCCAGUUUUCGCUGGGUCUCAAAGACAUCCCAACCUCACCAUGGCUCUGGGUGGAUAUUUUCAAGCCUUCUGUGCUUUCUCAUGGAGUCAUCACCAAAGCAUCAGAAAACACUGCAUGCUAAGAGGUAGUUUGUGGCAAGCGUUGCUUAUAUGUCAUUUUGCAAGCAAUAUCAUACGCAAUAAUUACUACUGUGCCUUGCAGGAGAAAUAUCGUUGCAGCUGGAAAGGGUAAUGUAUGCAUUGGACUGCUCCCACUCCAUCUCCCAGGGAGAAUUGCUGAAGAACACAAUUAAACCUGCAUGGUUUGGUGAUAAGGGACAGUGGGGAAGGUUCUCUGGUCCUGCUCAUGGCGUGGGCACCCCUGAGAAUACCAAGUAAACACUUUAGCUUCUCAGAAGCCCAGAUGAUCUCAGAAAGCAGAUAAUAAACCCAAAUAAUUGUGGGUAUGUGAAUUCCAUCAGCUUAGCUCUCUGGUUUGCUCCUGGUGGUCUGUACCGCAUGCAUGUGCAUCCAUUACUGUUCAGGAGGACCAACCUGGUUCUCUCUGUGAUGAAACACAGCUGCAGUUUUGGGGUUUCUUUGCCCCUUCAACUGCCAUUGCAUGCCCACCCCAUAGGGCUUAUGAUGCUUACCUCUGCAGAGCUGUAGAGAGCAGGUUUUUGGGGCCACAGAAACCAGGGGAGACUGGUCCCAGUAGCACACCAUAGAAACCAGUUACACUCAAGAGCCACCCUGCAAGGCACUGCAGUUCCCCCACCACAUGCAGCACUUCCAAGAGCAGACCCUACAAUUUAUUUUGGAUUGCUUAUGAAAAUAUUUAGCACCCAGAGCCCACCCAUGCAUGCAGAGGACCUUGCCCAGUGCUCCAUCUCUCAGCAGGACACAGAGAUUUGGAAGAGGAGGAGCCCGAUAUCUUCCACCAGUCUGCAAAGCUGCUAGUCCAGCACCAGAAACAAAAGUGAGAAGCCUUUCACAACCGAGGUUGGGUAUUAUAUGACUGGCUGGACAGAUCAUGGCAUGCAGCCUCCUCUCUUAGGAAAUCAAGCAGACUCUUUGUCUGCUUUCCAGCAGGAACCCAGCUUCACCCGAUACAGGGGAAACCAGCUGGAGAGCAAAGGGAAGUUUUUCUCGCAGACAGCCCCAGCCUCCGGGGGAUGAUUACAGGUUAAACUGAGGAGCAUGUGAGUCUCAGCUCACCUGCCCUGUUGUCUGCCUCGCACUCCUUUUUUGACUUCUUAGUCCACAUUCAUCAGCCGGUUUGAACUGUGUGGGAACCUGGUGGGGAGAGAUGGAAUGGUGCCCAUGGUGGGAUUUGGGCAGAUGCAUGCAGCAGGGAGGAGUGGUUAUAAAUAGUUAAAUGAAUAAUAAUUCUAAUGUGGGAGUGCUAAUUUAAUGAGUAUAGCAUGUGUAUGUUAAAAUAUUUUAAGUAAAUAUGAAUUAGAUUGCAAACAAUGAAUGUAAUUGGUUGGGUUCAGGUUUAUGGUCAUGCAAGUGCCGGUACUUCAGGGUUGUGAUUUCCCUGGAAGUCUCAAAGUACUUGCACCACUUUUUCUUGCAGUGCCAUCAGGGCUGACAUGGGGGGGGGUCAAAGAGCUUUGGAAAACACUGUGCUCUUGCUGAAGCAACCACCCUGCUGCUUUGGGGUGCCUGGUGCUUACAUGGGACAUCCAUGGGUGGGUGAAUGGGGAUGAAGCACCCUUUGAGAAAUGCAUGCAAGACAUCAUUGCUGGGUGAGGACAUUGAUGGCAGGACCCAUGGCAGCAUGGUCCUUGCAGUGUGACCCUUGCUGUCUGCCUUCAGCAGCAGUUCAGUGCCCAUGCCAGGCUAGGGAGAGUGAAGAGGGCUCCUCGCUCUCCUCCUGUCCCAGCAUGCAGGGGUCAGCAGCAGAUAGCUGGUGCCUACAUCCCAGGGAAGCUCCAGAGCCCCCCUCCAAUAUGCUAGAAACAUAGUUAUGAUCAGGAACAUGCAGAGAAACAGUGACAUCUUUCUGAUCCUCCUGAAGGCAGAUCAUUGCACUGAUGCAGGUGGCCAACAACCAUCUGGCCAUGGACUUGGGACUCUGGUUCCUGGAGCACUAGCAGAUCUACCUGAUGGGCCCUGCUCUGCUGCACAGGGCCAUGCCUGGGUUUGGUGGGCAGGUUGUGGGCUUCCCCAGCCUACAUAUCACACGCAGAGGUUGAACUGCGGCCCUUGAAACUGGCAUCUCUUGGUGCCUUGAUGGAGCAGUGGAGCACACAGUGCCUCAGUGGACAAGGUGGAGCAUGUGAUGCCCUGAUGGACAAGAUGGAGCACAUCCAUUCUCCUUGUUCAGCCAAGCCACGUCAGAUGAGCUCCAGGAGGGCAGUGUGAAGGUGGAGGGUGCCUGCCCAAGUUGGGGGGUAGGAUGUAGUCUCUGUUUCAUCAUAGAUAAAUAAGACUAUUCCCCAUUGGCCAAAUAUCUGAGCAGUCUUUGACAGUCUUCGGCAUACUCAUCCUCACAACCACCUUCUGAGGAAGGGAAGCGUGUCCCAACUCUUCAGGUAGGAAGCUGAGGCAAGGUAAGCCCAGUGAAGUUGCAGCCUUUCCUUGAUCACAUAUCCCUGGCAGAGAGCAGGAUCGUCAAGAAGACCAGGGCACAAGAAGGGCUGGAAUCGGGCCACCAUAGGUCCUUCCUAAUCAACCCUAACUCCACUUUUCUUGCUUUAAUUUUCACAUUAUGCUCUUUACUAAAGAACAGCAAAAAUAGGAAAGGUGAAUAUAUAUUUAAUUUGCAGCCCUGCUUCAUGCCAUGCUCACAAGCUAAAUACCCCAGGAGUGAAUUUCUGGACUACUGCCUGUUUAUAUUUGCCCCUAACUUAUUUUUUUUUCCUUGUUGUUGUUGGAUUCAAAAUAAUCUCAUGGUUUUUUUGUGAAGAAUCUGUGAACUGCUUGUGAAAACUUAUCUCAGAGCAUGUGGCUUGAACUUAACUAACAUUUUUCAAACAACUCAACAGAAAGAUAAACUUGGGGGGGUAACUGUUGCAUGUCUUCAAAACCCUGGCUGAACCUUUGGGUAAUGCGAGAGAAAAACUGAUGGACCGCAUGCUCAUCGAGAUGCUGUAAACAUUGUCUUCAAAGCAAACAAACUGCUGUCUGCUGAAAAUAGAAGAGGGUGAAGACAAAACUUUGAGAGCAAUGAUAAUUCCUUGAAUUACUGCUUUUUUUUCCUAGCUAUUUUCCAGCAGUUGUGGAGCUGGAAACAAAGAGGUGUUUAUUUGUAAAGGAAAGGAAACAAAUAGGGAAGGAGAAAUUAUAAGGCUGAGAAUCAGAAUUGUGAUUUGAACUAAAGGAUGUGACUUUGGAGCACAUUUAGUUACGCGGAGCAAUUUUUAUAUGGGCAGUUUUAAUGAGUCCAACCAUUUUUCCAAAGUUUGUCUUUCCAAUUUCAGAUACUAAUAAAGCCAGUUUUCCCAAUUUUUCUCCUUUUUCUCAGUGUUUAGUCCAUGCACUCAGCUCCCCACUGCAUUCAGGGAUUAGCUCAGGGCCAGGAAGGCUUGUUCAAUCCGAGGCGAUGGAGUGGAAGCGGCUAUAGCUUCCAGUGUUGCUGGCACUGGUGAUUUUAUCAGCUGCCUCAUGGUACAGUGUUUUUCAUAACAGUCCAGCUCACUCUGUUGACUGAUUGAGAAUCUCAGUAUUUUUUAUCUGCUUGAAAAACAACCAGAGAACUGUGCUUUCUCUUGUGGUUUUAGCAAAAAGCCUGAAAUGGCAUCUUUGUGUGCAUAACAAAGUUAUAAAGGUGAAAACAAAGAAAAACACUUAUUUUUGACCUGGUUUCAGGGGUUCUUGCUCAUGGUUUCAAGGUCUGUGGAGUGAGGCGUGCUGAGCUCCUACACUUUGCCAUUGCCAGGUAGAGCCAUUGACCCUCACUGCACAUCCUGAGUCUGAACCAAGAGGGGCGAGCAUCUUCCUUCACCCUCUUAUGACAUGCACAACAAUGUUUUGGGUCUCUCAUGAAAGUUGCUUGUGCUUACAAGCUCAUAGUUGUAAUAUGAAGUUCAUGGAGAGCAGAGCAGGGUUGGAAUUGUUGCACUGCAGACACCAUAGUUUCGCUACAACCCAUUGCACUUGCACCACUAUAUAAUCAGGCUAGAAGGAGAUGUAUUAAUUACAGUGUAUUGGAAGUAAUGCAUUCCCAUCUGGUAAUUUUGUGGUUGUUGGCAGAGCAUCCCCACAGGGACAGAGAGGUUCGGUGGUGGGUGGCUGCCUCUCGGGCAGAGCCCUUCCCUUCCAAACAGCCACUCCCAGAGCUGUGCUGCUUGAAUGUUGUCAUCUGAUGGUUGCAUUUAGUUGCCGUGUAUGUGAGAUGAGUGCAUUUUAUCAUUGCCUGCCAUGGGAUAAAAAAAGCAAUGUAACCUAAAUAAAACUUAUUCUAAAAGACGGUAAUCUAAAUUAUCUACAUUCUGUCCCGCUUGCUGGCUCUCAGCAGCAGAUACACUGGUGAUACCCUUCACCCCAUGUUUUGUCACUGUUUAUCUUAAUUUUUUGUUUUGAUAUCUUUCCUCCCCUCUUUCUGAUUUUCUGUCCUUUCCUCCUGGAAGUGGCAAAAGCCAAGCUGGACAAAGAGAUGGAAGAAAGGUCAUAAGGGAGGAGGUCACGCA